Molecule: messenger RNA, 3847 nt
Organism: Nanorana parkeri
Lineage: Eukaryota; Metazoa; Chordata; Amphibia; Anura; Dicroglossidae
Gene: NPC1
Product: NPC intracellular cholesterol transporter 1
Exons: 26
Coding region: 1-3837 (1278 amino acids)
Cellular component (GO): membrane
Molecular function (GO): lipid carrier activity
Source: RefSeq, a predicted model, not a curated record
AUGUCUGCUCAAAAUCCUCAGAUUUCACUAGAUGUCCUCUUACAGUGCCCCCUCCAGGUUUCUUCCCAGCACUGUGUCUGGUACGGGGAAUGUGGGGAAGCCGAAGGAGGCAAGCAUUACAACUGUGAAUACCUCGGUCCUCCAAUACCCUUACCUGAAGAGGGCCAUGAAUUACUACAGCAACUGUGCCCAUCCCUGUACUAUGGCAAUGUCAGCGUGUGCUGUGAUGAACAACAACUCAAAACGCUGAACAAUAACCUACAACUUCCUCUUCAGUUCUUGUCCAGAUGUCCUUCCUGCUUUUAUAAUCUAAUGACUUUGUUCUGUGAGCUGACCUGCAGUCCUCUCCAGUCAGACUUCCUAAACGUUACAAAAACCAUGGACUCCAUCAAUGGAGAUCUAACUGGAGGAAAGAAAAGCAUCACUGAAAUGGAUUACUACAUUGGGCAACGUUUUGCAGAUGCAAUGUACAAUGCGUGCAAAGAUGUUGAAGCUCCAUCCAGUAAUGUUAAAGCUUUGAGCUUGAUGUGUGGGAAAGAAGCCAAAGACUGCAACGCCACCAACUGGAUCCAAUACAUGUUCAACAAGGAGAAUGGGCAAAUUCCUUUCACCAUCACACCUUAUUUUUCAGAUGAGUCACUGCACAGCAUGAUUCCCAUGAACAAUGCUACAAAGGGAUGUAAUGAAUCUGUGGAUGAAGAAGGUGCCCCAUGUAGUUGUCAGGAUUGUACUCUGGUCUGUGGCGUUAGACCAGUACCUCCGCCUCCUCCAGCACCUUGGCGCCUCUUUGGCUUUGACGCUAUGGUUGUAAUCAUGUGGAUAGCCUAUGCUGCAUUUUUACUUCUCUUCUGCUCUGCUGUUAUUGGAGCUUGGUGUUACAGAAAAAAGAAGAUAGUUUCAGAAUAUGCUCCGAUUGACAGCACCCUGGCAUACUCUGUCAAUUACACUUCUGUAUCAGGGGAUCCAUCAUGCUGUGACAGAAUUGGGGAACGCCUGGAGAACUGUCUGAGGGUUGCUUUCACCAAAUGGGGUUCCUUCUGUGUCAGGCGCCCUUGGAUUGUCAUCUUCUUCUCUCUGGCUCUGAUUGCUGUGUGUUGUGCUGGGCUGAAAUUCAUGCAGAUCACUACUGACCCUGUAGAGCUGUGGUCUGACCCACACAGUCAGGCACGCAAAGAGAAGGAUUACUUUGACACACACUUUGGACCCUUCUUCCGCACAGAGCAGCUGAUCAUCACUGCACCUAACAGCUCAGGAGAUACCUACUCUCCAUAUCCAUCCGGGGAUGAUGUGCAUUUCGGGCCUCCUUUAACCUUUGAUAUUCUCACCCAGGUCCUGGAAUUACAAAAUUCCAUUGAGGAUAUAACUGCCACCUACAGGAAUGAGACUGUAAUGCUAAAAGACAUCUGCCUCGCUCCACUGGCACCGUAUAAUAACAACUGUACAAUCCUCAGCGUCCUGAAUUAUUUCCAGAACAGUUAUUCUGUUUUGAAUCACAGCGUGGGGGAUGAAUUCUAUGUCUUUGCAGAUUACCACACUCACUUCUUAUACUGUGUGCAGUCUCCAGCUUCUCUGAAUGAUACCUCUGCUCUUCACGAUCCAUGCCUGGGCACGUUUGGUGGCCCAAUCUUCCCAUGGCUUGUUCUUGGAGGCUAUGAAGGAGAACAUUAUAACAAUGCUACAGCACUGGUGAUGACCUUCCCUGUAAUAAAUUUUCACAACGACACUGAGAAGCUAAAUAAGGCCCGGGCCUGGGAGAAAGAAUUUAUCAGAUUUGUGAAAAAUUACACCAACUCUAAUUUAUCCAUCACGUUCUCUGCUGAGAGGAGUAUUGAAGAUGAGAUUAACAGAGAAAGUAAUAGUGACGUGACCACUGUUCUCGUCAGCUAUGCUCUGAUGUUUGUCUACAUCUCGCUGGCCCUGGGUCACAUCAGCCAGUGUAACCGUAUCUUGGUGGACUCGAAGAUCUCACUUGGUAUUUCUGGUAUCCUUAUUGUGCUAAGCUCGGUCGCUUGCUCUCUGGGUAUCUUUAGCUACGCUGGCAUUCCACUGACUCUGAUAAUUAUUGAGGUCAUCCCUUUCCUGGUUCUAGCAGUCGGAGUGGACAACAUAUAUAUCAUUGUGCAGACCUUACAGAGAGAUGAGCGCUUACAUGGUGAGAAGCUUGAUGGGCAGAUUGGCAGAGUCCUUGGAGAGGUUGCCCCGAGCAUAUUCCUCUCCUCAUUGUGUGAAACUGUGGCCUUUUUCUUGGGAGCAAUGUCCAAUAUGCCGGCUGUACGCACCUUUUCACUCUUUGCUGGAAUGGCGGUCUUCCUGGAUUUCCUUCUUCAGAUCACCUUCUUUGUGAGCCUGCUGGGUUUAGAUAUCAGACGUCAAGAGAGAAACAGGCUGGACAUCUUUUGUUGUAUCUCAGGGUCUAAGAAGAAUCGUGAAACAGACAAACCAAAGAGCUGCCUCUUCCUGUUCUUCAAGAAGAUCUAUUCCCCUCUGCUAAUGAAAGACUGGAUUCGGCCAAUAGUGAUGGCGGUCUUUGUGGGAAUGCUUUCCUUCAGCAUCGCUGUGGUCAAUAAAGUGGAGAUCGGUUUGGAUCAGACCCUGUCCAUGCCAGAUGACUCCUAUAUAGUGUCGUACUUUGACUCUAUGAAUAAAUACCUCCACACCGGGGCUCCAGUGUAUUUUGUGGUGCAAGAAGGACAUGACUAUAAAACAAAGGAAGGGCAGGCUAUGGUGUGCGGUGGGGCAGGGUGUAAUAACAACUCAUUGGUUCAACAGAUUUACAAUGCUGCGCAAAUGGACAAUUACACAAAAAUAGGCUAUGCACCUUCCUCCUGGCUGGAUGAUUACUUUGACUGGAUGAAGCCUCAGUCUACUUGUUGUCGUGUGUAUAACGAAACUGACAAGUUCUGCAACGCUUCAGUUGUGGAUCCAUCCUGCCAUCGCUGUCGCAAUCUUACAACUGAAGGUAAACGGAAGCCAGUGGGAGCGGAUUUCAUGAAAUUUCUGCCCAUGUUCCUCUCGGACAACCCUAACGCGAAGUGUGGAAAGGGUGGGCACGCUGCAUACGGCACUGCCGUGGACCUAAUCCUUAAUGAAACAGAUGUGGGGGCCACUUACUUCAUGACUUACCACACUAUCCUGCACAGCUCCUCAGACUAUAUCGAUGCUUUACGGAAAGCACGAAUGAUAGCAAAGAAUAUCACUGAUGACAUGGAUGUCCCUGGCAAAAACUACAGUGUCUUUGCUUACAGUGUUUUCUAUGUGUUCUAUGAACAGUACCUAACCAUUGUGGAUGACACGGUGUUCAAUCUUAGCCUGUCUCUGGCUGCAAUAUUCUUUGUGACUGUCGUUCUGCUGGGUUUCGAGAUCUGGUCUGCUAUUCUGAUGUGUCUCACCAUCUCCAUGAUCCUUGUCAAUAUGUUUGGAGUCAUGUGGCUCUGGAACAUCAGCCUGAAUGCUGUGUCUCUGGUGAAUUUAGUCAUUUGUUGUGGCAUUUCUGUGGAAUUCUGCAGUCAUGUGACCAGAGCCUUCUCGGUCAGCACAAAGGGAAGCCGAGCUCAGCGUGCACAGGAUGCCUUAGCACACAUGGGGAGUUCGGUCUUCAGUGGAAUCACUCUGACAAAGUUUGUGGGAAUCGGCGUCUUGGGCUUGUCCAAGUCUCGGAUAUUCAAGAUUUUCUACUUCAGGAUGUACUUGUCUAUGGUGCUUCUUGGAGCUGCUCAUGGCCUAAUAUUUCUACCAGUUCUCCUUAGUUAUAUAGGGCCACGAGUGAACAAAGCCAAGGUUCAGGCAGCACGAGAAAGAAUAAGAGGCACAGAAAAUGAAAGACUUCUUGCCCACUAGGGUGACUGUG